AUGAUUUUAACUACACCAAUACUUCAACCAACCAGAGAUACUAAGCAGUUUCAAGGAGCAGAAAGUUUAAGCGAGCCAGUAAAGAUAGGAUUUGAAAUAGAGCUUGAUUUAAGUCUUAUUGAGUCAACUUUUCCGGAAUUUCAGCCCAAUACAUGUGAUCUUACAACAAUUAAGAAAAAUUUCUGUCAAUUAGUAAAUAUCCUUACUUUUCCUAUUGAAUAUGGAUCUGGAUAUUAUUGGGAGAUUCGGCAAAUAUAUCUUGUUACAAGAAAAAAGGAGUUUACAGGUUGCGUUAUGCAUGCUAUUGACCGACGUUUAAAGGACAAAAAAUUAAAAUCAACUGGUUAUUUAAAAAAUAAAGCAAUAGAAACUCACCAGCAGUUUAAUUUUAUUGAAUUAUUAUGGAUUCCAAAUAGUUCUACUGGAAGUUUAUGCCCAGAUGAUAAAUUUAAAGAAGUUAUAAACAUGCAUAUAGAAAUAUCGGAACGAAAUAAUACAGGAGAUGAGAUAAUAGUAAAGUUGACUUAUUAUGAAAAAGUCUUUAAUUCAGCUUUGAAAUUAUACCAAAGAGAAAAAGAUAAUAUUCAUUAUGUAAAGAGCUUUGAUUCUCUUAUAAAGUCAGUCAUUCAAGCUGUAGAAGAAUGUGAAAAGAAGCUAGCAGUUCAUACACAACAAAGUACAUAG
Messenger RNA from Funneliformis geosporum, 684 nucleotides. NCBI's taxonomy places the organism in Eukaryota, Fungi, Glomeromycota, Glomeromycetes, Glomerales, Glomeraceae. The record is from the annotation of a GenBank genome assembly.